AGCGCUAACGAGUUUUCACGCAGGGAGGGGCUACGGGCUUGAACAUUCUGAAAUCGUGGUGAAGGAGGGUGAUCUCGGUCUGCGCGUGCGUCUCCUCCUUCUGCUGCAGAUGGAGUGGUGGGAUAAGCUCGUUUACCCGAUGCGUAGUGUUUGGAUCAAAGUCGCCACUCGCCUCGGCAUUCGGAAAACCGGAUUACUGAAGAUACGAAAUGAAGUGGAGGCUUCUGAAUAUCAUGAUAUACAUGUUAUGUGGGAAAUGCUGAAAAGAAACGAGUCAGAGUUAGCUGGAUCUCCUGAAAAAAGCAAGAAGAGGCACUAUAUGAAGCUGUUCAGGUGGGCUAGGUGCGCGCCAUGUUUUUACCGCUCCUAAUGUUAAUGCCACAAGUCUUUCUCUUCCCAGAGUUCACCAUCGACAGUGCUGAAAAGAACCAUUGGUGUGGAUUUUGUUUUAAAUAAAGAGUACAGAGGAUUUCUAUGUAUAGUAGAACACUACCUCCUCUGAAUCAAGUAAACUAUCUGUGAAUAUCAACCGCACCUGCCAGUUCGUUUCCUUCGUCUUCCAUUGUGGUUUAUGCCAUAGGAAUGUGGCCCGUCCCCUGCUGUCGUGAUUUUGUUGUAUGAAAUUCUAUGGUAUCUUCUCUAUUCUGUGCUGUGCUCCUUCAUCUUGGAAUGCACGGCCAGACUUUUUAUGUAGUACUUUUACAGACUAUUAUAUAGCAUUAGCUUUAUCUUGUGCCUUGGCACGGAUAUUAC
Neltuma alba is the source of this 753-nucleotide messenger RNA. RefSeq lists its product as uncharacterized. Lineage: Eukaryota; Viridiplantae; Streptophyta; Magnoliopsida; Fabales; Fabaceae. The transcript is spliced from 3 exons. The coding region runs from base 110 to 370 and encodes 86 amino acids. The record is from RefSeq and is a predicted model, not a curated record.